GCCGGAGUGCGUCGAGGGCCUGCAGGACCUGGGGGCCUUGGAGCCCGUCCAGCAGGUGACCCGGGAGAUGCUGGGAUUCAGGACCGCCUACGCUGCGCCGGCCAGGGCGGGGAGGCGCCCUGUCGCUGGUGCUGCCAGCCCCUGGCCAGCUUUUGCCGCGCGGCCCGCCUCGACCCGGAGCGGAUGUCGGCGGACCUGCAGGAGCUCUCGGCGGCCCUGGAGUUGCUCGCCGACCUCGGGCAGGACUCCGCGCCGGACACCUGGGGCGCGUGCCUCGACAG
Messenger RNA from Prorocentrum cordatum, 281 nucleotides. The record is from the annotation of a GenBank genome assembly. Lineage: Eukaryota; Dinophyceae; Prorocentrales; Prorocentraceae.